This is a messenger RNA of Trichoderma citrinoviride, 696 nucleotides long. RefSeq names its product manganese and iron superoxide dismutase. Lineage: Eukaryota; Fungi; Ascomycota; Sordariomycetes; Hypocreales; Hypocreaceae. The transcript has 3 exons. Gene Ontology annotation, molecular function: metal ion binding; superoxide dismutase activity. Bases 1 to 696 code for a protein of 231 amino acids. Gene Ontology annotation, cellular component: mitochondrion. Gene Ontology annotation, biological process: superoxide metabolic process. The record is from RefSeq and is a predicted model, not a curated record.
AUGGCCUCCUCCCUCCUCCGCACGACUCCCGUCCUGCGCGCCGGCCUCCGCGCCCGCGCCGCGAAGCCUCUCGCCGCAAUGGCCUCGACGAGCUUCGUCCGCGGCAAAGCAACCCUCCCCGACCUUCCGUACGACUACGGCGCCCUCGAGCCCUACAUCUCGGGCAAGAUCAUGGAGCUCCACCACGCAAAGCACCACCAGACCUACGUCAACGGCUUCAACGCCGCCGCCGAGGCCCUCGCCGAGGCCCAGGCAAAGGGCGAUGCCAAGGCCGCCGCCGCCCAGGCCCCGCUGCUCAACUUCCACGGCGGCGGCCACGUCAACCACUCCCUCUUCUGGGAGAACCUCGCCCCCAACGGCAAGGGCGGUGGUGGUGAGCCCGAGGGCCAGCUCCUGACCGCCAUCAAGCAAGACUUCGGCUCCUUCGAAAACCUCAAGAAGCAGACCAACGCCGCCCUCGCCGGCAUCCAGGGCUCCGGCUGGGCCUGGCUCGUCAAGGACAAGGCCUCGGGCAACCUCACCAUCGUCACCCGCGCCAACCAGGACCCCGUCACAGGCAACUACGAGCCCCUCCUCGGCAUCGACGCCUGGGAGCACGCCUACUACCUCCAGUACCAGAACUGCAAGGCCGAGUACUUCAGCGCCAUCUGGGACGUCAUCAACUGGGGCACCGUCGCCAAGCGCUUCGGACAAUAG